Molecule: messenger RNA, 534 nt
Organism: Thecamonas trahens ATCC 50062
Lineage: Eukaryota; Apusomonadida; Apusomonadidae
Exons: 2
Coding region: 1-534 (177 amino acids)
Source: RefSeq, a predicted model, not a curated record
AUGGCUUACAUCGGCGGCUCGGUGGCGUUUGGUCUCAACAAGGACCUGUCCGACAAAGACUACGUCGGAGUGUACGCUGCGAGGCCGCUUGCGCUCCACCUUGAUCUGUACUCGUCGGUGCCCGAGACGCUGACGGCAUCGGUCGACGGCGGCGACGACUAUGUCCUGCACGAGGCUCUCAAGUUCGGCCGCUUGCUUCUCAAGGGCAACCCAGGCAUCAUCGAGGCGCUCUUCUAUGACGGCGACGGCUACCGGAGCGAAGCGUGGGAGGCGCUGCAGCGCCAUCGCGAGGCCUUUCUCUCGCAAAAGGUCGUCCAUCACUACCUCGGCUUUGUCAACUCGCAGAUCAAGCAGUUUAACGCCAACAAGGGCAAGUCGACGAAAAAGCUGUACCACGUCAUCCGCCUCCUCGGCGAGGUCGAGCGUAUCUGCGCCGGCUCUGCCCCGGCCAUUCGCAUCACCGGCCUCGAGCGCGACCGUCUCAUGAGCAUCCGCGCCGGCAACGAAGCCGUGGGGUCUCCCGGCGCGCGCUGA